CCAUCGACUCCUAUCAUCGCUAGUAACAAGGCGCCCCCGCCUUGCGCGUCAGUGCUGCGAGUACUUGUCUGCCAUGACCACCGUCGCCUUCCUCACCUACGCGGCCGAUCCCGAGCUCAACAAGUCCGAUGCCGCCAUUGCGGCCGCACUCGCGGACUUCGACAUCGUCGUCGAGCCCGUGCCGUGGCGGGACCUUGCCUCUGCCUCCCCGCUGCCCGCCAUGGCUGUCAUCCGCUCCACCUGGGACUAUCACCUGGCCGGCACUGACGCGUUUGUCGCUGCGCUGACCUCGGCCGCCGUCCCGGUCUUCUCGCCGCCGGCGCUUGUGGUGUGGAACGCGAACAAGGCGCUCUACCUCCCCGCCCUUGCUGACGCGGGCGUGGCUAUUGUGCCGACGGUGGUGGCCGAGGCGAGCAUGACCCUGGCCGACGCUGUCGAGCAGCUCGGCACCGGCCUCCCGGUCGUGGCCAAGCCGGCGGUCUCGGCCUCGGCACGCAACACCUUCCGCAUCGAGUCGCAGGACGAUCUGGUGGCGGCGGCGGGAGUGGUCGACGCCGAUCCGGCCGCCUAUCUCGUCCAACCGUUUAUGGACGAGAUUGUGACUGCCGGCGAGUGGUCACUCGUCGCGUGUGACGAUGUCGUCGCCUAUGCUGCGGUCAAGACUCCCAAAUCGGGCGACUUUCGGGUCCAGGAGGAGCACGGCGGCUCGACCUCGAUCGUACUCUGCGACAAUCUGCCCAACGGCCUCGUCGACGCCGCGCACCGCGUUCUCGCGGCAGCCCAUGCCGCCUCGGGCGUCGCCGAUCCGUUCCUCUACGCACGCAUCGACGGCGUUGUCUCGGCCGAGACCGGCGAGUUCAUUCUCAUGGAGCUCGAGCUCAUCGAGCCGUACCUCUUUGUUGCUGAAGCUGCCGCCGCUCAAUCCGCCGCCCCCACCCCCGUCCCCGCCCAUCAAUCUGCGCCCGCUGUCUUUGCCGCCGCCAUCGCCGCCCGCCUGGGUGCCCAUGAUGCCGCCGCCCUCUAA
Molecule: messenger RNA, 1024 nt
Organism: Thecamonas trahens ATCC 50062
Lineage: Eukaryota; Apusomonadida; Apusomonadidae
Product: glutathione synthase/ribosomal protein S6 modification enzyme
Exons: 1
Coding region: 74-1024 (316 amino acids)
Molecular function (GO): ATP binding; metal ion binding
Source: RefSeq, a predicted model, not a curated record